This is a messenger RNA of Ziziphus jujuba (common jujube), 1153 nucleotides long. RefSeq names its product PLASMODESMATA CALLOSE-BINDING PROTEIN 3. The coding region runs from base 73 to 837 and encodes 254 amino acids. NCBI's taxonomy places the organism in Eukaryota, Viridiplantae, Streptophyta, Magnoliopsida, Rosales, Rhamnaceae. The transcript has 3 exons. The record is from RefSeq and is a predicted model, not a curated record.
AAUAAAAGAGAAAAAAAAAAAAAAAGAAAAAAAAAAGAAAAAACACAAACUCAAAUUCAUUCUCUCUCUUUAAUGUUAUCUCUGUCCCAACUUCACUCUUUUACUCUCUCUCUCUCUCUCUCUCUCUCUCUCUCUCUCCUCCUUUACCAACUCAGUGUUAGAGCUGAUAUUCACUACUCUAUAAGGCUUGUAGCUUUUCUUUUCUUGUCCUCCAUGGCAGCUUCUAUUUCAGAGCUGCUAACUGUCUUCAUAAACAUGCUGCUCAUUCUCAACGCCAUUGUUGUUGAUGGAGCAACAGCAACAUGGUGUGUGGCAAGGAGUGAUGCAAGUGCACAGGCUCUGCAAACGGCAUUGGACUAUGCAUGUAGCACUGGUGCCGAUUGCACACCUCUUCAAUCUGAUGGUCUUUGUUUUCUUCCAAACACCAUUCAAGCCCAUGCUUCGUAUGCUUUCAAUAGCUAUUACCAGCGCAAGUCUAUGGCUCCUGGUAGCUGUGACUUUUCUGGGACUGCCACUGUUGCUCAAACCGAUCCAAGUUAUGGAUCUUGUAUGUACCCAUCUUCUUCAAGCAAUGCAGGAGGGACAACACCAACCACAGGAGCAAAUAAUCCUAACUCUCCAGUGAUUCCAACAACAACAACAACCCCAACAACAACACCGUUCAUUGGCAAUGGUGGUGCAGGUGGAUUCACACCAGGAAUGACCCCAAAUAUCCCGGACACCGACAAUUCAAAAGCAUCAGGGGAUUUAAUGUCCCCAAGAAACUUAAUGACAAUCUCAUUUUUACUUGUUAUAUCAAUUACUAUCUUAAAACCCAUGUAUGUCUUUUUUUGUUGAGCAUAGGAGGAUGGCCCUAGCGGUGUGAAGAAGAGGCUUGGAAAUUUUGGUUAGUGGGAAUCUUCCUGUGUUUUACUACUUCCUUACAAGCUUUUAUCAAAUAGUAUUUGAUAUUUUGUGCUGGGUUUCUAUUAUCAUGUGGAAAUAGCUUGUAACAAUCUUCACAUUGGUUGGUUAAGAGAAAAGGAGCUCAUUUAGCUUGGCAAGGAUUAGAGCUAGCUAGGGUUUAUAGUUGGCCUCGGUUGUGUUCCAAAACUUUGUAGUAGGUCCAAAUUCAAUUUAAUUUUUAUAAAUUUUACUUCACUCAUUCGACAAA